Saprolegnia parasitica CBS 223.65 is the source of this 1901-nucleotide messenger RNA. RefSeq lists its product as hypothetical. The record is from RefSeq and is a predicted model, not a curated record. The coding region runs from base 59 to 1849 and encodes 596 amino acids. The transcript has a single exon. Gene Ontology annotation, molecular function: ATP hydrolysis activity; ATP binding. Lineage: Eukaryota; Oomycota; Saprolegniomycetes; Saprolegniales; Saprolegniaceae.
CACGGGCCAGUGAUUUCGAGCCGUCGUCAGAUUCGCUUCUUCUCCAUUACGCAGCAGCAUGCCCCCGAAGAACACCCGUGGCCGUCGUGGCGCCUCCAAGGGCGGUAAGGCCGCCAAGAAGGACGAGAAGGCCGAGUCGGUCCCGGUCGAGCGCACGCUGGCCGACAAGCUCGCGGACGACGGCAUCAUCGCCACCUGCGCCAUGAACGCGCGCUCGGUGCAUGAGAACUUCAAGGACAUCAACGUGCUCGACUUUUCGAUCACGUACUUUGGCAAGGUGCUCAUGGAGAGCUGCGACAUCUCGCUCAACUACGGCCGCCGGUAUGCGCUCAUCGGCCGCAACGGCUCGGGCAAGUCGACCUUCAUGAACGUGCUCGGCGCGCGUGGCAUCCCGAUCCCGGAAUCGAUUGAUAUCUACCACCUCAAGCACGAGAUUGAGCCGUCCGACAUGACGGCCCUCGAAGCCGUCAUCACGGUCGACGAAGAGCGCACCAAGAUCCAGACCGAAGUCGACGAGCUCUCGGAGAAGAUGCUCGACGAGGGCUUGCCGGACGACCAGGCCGAGAAGAUCACGAACCGCCUCACCGACUUGUACGAGCGCUUGGACGAGAUGGACGCUGACUCGGCCGAGAUCCGCGCCCGCAACAUCCUCCGCGGUCUCACGUUCACGGACCAGAUGAUGCAGAAGAAGACGCGCGAGUUUUCGGGUGGCUGGCGCAUGCGUAUCGCGCUCGCCCGUGCGCUCUUCAUCCAGCCGACGCUCCUCCUCCUCGAUGAGCCGACCAACCAUCUCGAUAUGGAGGCCGUCGUGUGGCUCGAGGACUACCUCUCCAAGUGGAAGAAGAUUCUGCUUUUGAUUUCGCACUCGCAAGAGUUCAUGAACGGCGUGUGCACCAACAUCAUUGAGCUCACGCGCAAGAAGCUCGAGUACUACUCGGGUGACUACGACACGUACAUCAAGACCAAGGAAGAGAAGGAAGAGAACCAGAUGAAGAAGUACGCCUGGGAGCAGGAUCAGAUCAAGCACAUGAAGGACUACAUUGCCCGCUUCGGUCACGGUUCCGCCAAGCUCGCCCGUCAGGCGCAGUCGAAGGAGAAGACGCUCGCCAAGAUGGUGCGCGAAGGCCUCACCGAGAAGGUCGUCAAGGAGAUGGAGGGCGACUUCAAGUUCCCCAACCCCGAGCGCCUCCCGCCGCCGGUGCUCAUGUUCCAGGAGCUUGCCUUUGGCUACCCGGACUGCCCUCUUUUGUACGAGGGUGUUGAGCUCGGUCUCGACAUGGACUCGCGUGUCGCCCUUGUCGGUGCCAACGGUUCGGGCAAGACGACGCUUCUCAACCUCAUCACGGGCGACCUCACGCCGGUCAAGGGCAACAUUCGCCCCCACUCGAAGCUCCGUGUCGCCCGCUUCACGCAGCACUUCGUCGAUGUCCUCGACUUGACGAGAUCGCCGCUCGAGUACUUCCGCUCGCUCUUCCCGUCCAAGAGCGUCGACGAUGUCCGCUCGUACCUCGGCCGCUACGGUAUCACGGGCGAAGUCCAGACGCAGAUCAUGGGCCAGCUCAGUGACGGCCAGAAGUCGCGCGUCGUGUUUGCGUUCAUUGCCCAGCAGAACGCGCACAUGCUCCUCCUCGAUGAACCGACGAACCACUUGGAUAUGGAGUCGAUCGAUGCGCUCGCGCGUGCCAUCAACGCCUUCGAGGGCGGCAUGCUCCUCGUGUCGCACGACAUGCGUCUCAUCUCGCAGGUCGCCAAGGAAAUUUGGCUCGUCGAAGACAAGAAGAUCCGCGUCUAUGAAGGCGAGAUUUCCGACUUCAAGAUGCGCGUCCGCAAGCAGCUCAAGCUCGACUAAAUACUUUGUUCCUCCUUUUUCUGAAAUUAAUAGACAACUCUACUCGCUACGU